This is a messenger RNA of Phragmites australis (common reed), 2393 nucleotides long. Its product is annotated as RAN GTPase-activating protein 1-like. Gene Ontology annotation, molecular function: protein binding; GTPase activator activity. Lineage: Eukaryota; Viridiplantae; Streptophyta; Magnoliopsida; Poales; Poaceae. The coding region runs from base 396 to 2099 and encodes 567 amino acids. The transcript is spliced from 2 exons. The record is from RefSeq and is a predicted model, not a curated record.
CCGGCCCGUUAAACAAGCCUGACAUCCCGUUUCCUCACCGCCGCCCACGUCCCCGCACUGCUCCCUCUCGAGCCUCGUGUCCCCAGCCGCGGCCCGCGUCCCUCGUCUCCCUCUCGAGUCUCGCCGGUCGCCGGCGAAGCGGCGACGACGUGCGAACCACCGCAGCGAGGCGGAGCCCUCCACGCCGACGCCCUCCCAGUCGACGCCCGCACGGUUGCGCCUUCAGGAGACCAGGACGUCGCCCGCACGCCUGCGCCUCGACCACCUGCUGUCUGCUGUCCUGCCGGCGGCGAGCCGGAUCCCGGCGACGCCCUCCACCUGGAUCUGGGCAGACACACUAGUUGCUUCAAUUGGUACAUUGUUGAUAUAUUGCAUUUUGGCUAUCACCAUAUCGUAUGUGUCACAGCAAGGCUAAUACUUUUGUUCUACCGUUAGGUUGCUGUGUGAAGUUGCAAGCUGCUCACAUGGAUUCAACAGCGCAAGAUUUCCAACCCAGGACAUUCUCCAUCAAGCUGUGGCCGCCAAGUGAAACCACUCGUCUGAUGCUUGUAGAGAGGAUGACCAAUAACCUGUCCACAGAGUCCAUCUUUUCUCGCAAGUAUGAUCUUUUGAGCAAGGAAGAAGCUCAUGAGAAUGCUAAAAGGAUUGAAGAGAUGUGCUUUGCCUCAGCAGAUGAGCAUUUCAAGAAGGAGCCUGAUGGUGAUGGAAGUUCUGCUGUCCAGCUGUAUGCAAAGGAAACUAGCAAGAUGAUGUUAGAAGUUCUGAAAAAAGGGCCAAGGACUACUGCUGAACAAGAAGCACAUGUGGUUGAUGCACCUAUUGAGCCUGCUGACACUGUAUUCGAUAUAUCUGGUGGCAAGCGUGCUUUUAUUGAGGCAGAUGAAGCAAAGGAACUGCUGAGUCCACUUACCAAACCAGGAAACUCAUAUAAAAGGAUUUGCUUCAGCAACAGGAGCUUUGGUAUUGAUGCUGCCAAUGUUGCUGGACCAAUUCUUGAGUCAAUCAAAGGGCAGCUCACAGAGGUAGAUAUCUCAGAUUUUGUCGCAGGAAGGCCUGAGGAUGAAGCCCUUGAUGUGAUGCGCAUAUUUUCCAAAGCACUAGAGGGGUCUAUACUGAGAUAUCUUAACAUCUCUGACAAUGCUUUAGGUGAGAAGGGUGUCAGGGCAUUCACAGAGCUGCUGAAAUCACAGGAAAACCUGGAAGAACUUUAUGUGAUGAAUGAUGGUAUAUCAGAAGAAGCUGCAAAAGCUCUAUCUAAGCUUAUUCCUUCAACUGAGAAGCUUAAGGUUCUCCACUUCCACAACAAUAUGACUGGAGAUGAAGGUGCUAUGUCAAUUGCUGAGAUGGUUAAGCUUUCUCCAAAUCUAGAGAGUUUCAGGUGCUCUGCAACAAGGAUAGGAUCUGAUGGUGGAGUCGCAUUGGCUGAAGCAUUAGGGGCAUGCACCCGUCUGAAGAAACUUGAUCUCAGGGACAACUUAUUUGGUGUUGAUGCAGGGAUAUCUCUCAGCAAAACCCUUCAAAAGCUUCCUGAUCUUGUUGAGCUUUAUAUCAGUGAUCUCAAUCUUGAGAAUAAGGGUACAAUAGCAAUUGCCAAUGCCCUCAAACAGUCAGCACCUCAAUUAGAAGUCCUUGAAAUGACUGGAAAUGAAAUAAAUGCCAAAGCAGCCCCAGAUUUAGCCAAAUGUCUAGCAGCAAUGCAGUCACUCAAGAAGCUGACCUUGGCUGAGAAUGAACUGAAGGAUGAUGGCGCGGUGAUUAUUGCAAAAUCAUUGGAAGACGGCCAUGCAUAUCUGAAGGAGCUUGAUGUGAGCACAAACAUGUUUCAGAGGGUUGGAGCUCGGUGCUUUGCGUGGGCAGUCGCAAAUAAACCAGGUUUUGUGCAACUGAACAUCAACGGCAAUUUCAUCUCUGAUGAAGGGAUUGAUGAGGUGAAGGACAUUCUGAAGGCCGGUAAGAACUCGCUGGAUGUGCUAGGCUCACUAGAUGAGAACGAUCCUGAGGGGGAGCCUGAUGAUGGUGAUGAUGAGGAAGAGGAGGAGGAGGACGAUGAUGGGCUGGAUUCCAAGCUGCAGAACGUGAAGGUUGAGCAGGAUGAUUAACGAUGCCUAGGUUAACUAGCUCUAGCUUUUGCUCCAGUAACCUUCUGAAUGUCCACCAACUAGGUUAAAUUUUCACUGAAACGAAUGCACUGUGGCUCUGUUAUUUUGAACUGAGUCAAGCAGCCAGGUGAACUAGCCUUGCGGUUUAUCAGAACCUCUUGUAGCUUCCUUCGGAAAUUUGUUUCAUGUUUUAGAGACAUCUGUGUUGUCAAGGUCAGGUGAAGCCGACUCUUGAAGCUGGGUUGAACUUAUUUCGUGGACCCUUGUUUGGUAACUUAUUUGCUGCUGUGAUGU